Micropterus salmoides (largemouth bass) is the source of this 6299-nucleotide messenger RNA. Its product is annotated as bromodomain-containing protein 4-like. The record is from RefSeq and is a predicted model, not a curated record. NCBI's taxonomy places the organism in Eukaryota, Metazoa, Chordata, Actinopteri, Centrarchiformes, Centrarchidae. Gene Ontology annotation, cellular component: nucleus; chromatin. Gene Ontology annotation, biological process: chromatin remodeling; positive regulation of transcription elongation by RNA polymerase II.
UGACGUCAUCGACGUCAAACGGGACUGUUUGUUCUGGAUUUGGGGCGAGGAAGGUCUGCGAGCGCUGACAACCGACUGAAGAAGAGCGUCAAGUGAGGAGUGUAAUGGCCUGAGGGGGGUUCCCCCGGUCCCACCUGCCCCUGCCAGGUCCAAUCUGCCUAAACUGUCUGCUCAGCCACUGCAACCCACCACAGCGAUGGGAGACGGACUGGAGGCAGGCAGCAGCCAUAACCCUCCCUCGGCCCCAGCGCCUCUCCCCUUCAACCCUCCACCCCCUGAAACAUGGAACCCCUCCAGACCCAAACGACAGACCAACCAGCUACAGUUCCUGCUUAAAGAGGUGUUGAAGACGUUAUGGAAACAUCACUUUGCAUGGCCCUUCCAAGCUCCUGUAGAUGCCAUCAAACUCGGUUUGCCUGACUACUAUAAGAUCAUCAAGAUCCCUAUGGACAUGGGCACGAUAAAAAAACGUCUGGAGAACAACUAUUACUGGAAUGCCCAGGAGUGUAUCCAAGACUUCAACACAAUGUUCACAAACUGCUACAUCUACAACAAGCCUGGGGAUGAUAUUGUCCUAAUGGCAGAAGCUUUGGAAAAGGUAUUUCUCCACAAGAUCACAGAGAUGCCGCAGGAAGAGACUGAGAUUGCUGUUGUCACCAAGGGACGCCGAGGGGGCAGACGGGAGCCAGCUCUGUUCACUAAGUCAGAUUCAGGCCAAGACUCAUCGUCCCCCUCCACCACCCCACACACACGAGGCUUCUCAUCCCCUGCAACUACCCCGCAGACCCGUACGAUACCCGCCCCUCAAGGCCCUCCCACCCUAACCCAGUCUCUGCCCCAGACCCAGCCUCUGUCCCUGCCCCUGCCCCUGGCCCUGCCCCUGCCCCUGGCCCAAUCUCAACCCCCCCGCGUGCCUCCUACACCCACCUCCCACACACCCCAUUUGGGACCUCUGUUCCCCCUCUCAACACCCGACGUCUUGGCCCAGGGCAUGACCUCUGUUCCCCUUCCAGCCCAGACACACCCGGGCCUCCAUCCUGCCCCGAUGCUGCAGAGCUCCCCUGCCCUCAUCAAGCAAAGGAAGAGCCAGAAGAGGAAAGCAGACACCACCACACCCACCGCCAACGACCAGCUCAGUGAAUCAUCGCCUGUCUCUGCUGAGACUCGGCCACGGCGAGAGAGCAGUCGCCCAUCUAAGCAACCCAAAAAAGACGCAUUGCAGCCUGACUCUCAGCACCACCUGGGAGGCGGUUUGGAGACUGGAGGGACAGGUACACAGAAGCGUCAGGAACAGUUGCGUUCCUGCGCACGCCUCGUCAGAGAGAUGCUGUCUAAGAAACAUGUAGCAUAUGCCUGGCCCUUCUACAAGCCUGUUGAUGUAAAAGCUCUUGGCCUGCACGACUACCACGACAUCAUCAAGCACCCCAUGGAUCUCAGCACCAUCAAGAAAAAGCUGGACAACAGACAAUACAGAGACGCGCAAGAAUUUGCAGCGGACGUCCGGUUGAUGUUCUCCAACUGUUAUAAGUACAAUCCCCCAGACCAUGAUGUGGUUGGCAUGGCACGCAAAUUGCAGGACGUGUUUGAGAUGCGUUUUGCCAAAAUGCCUGAUGAGCCAGAGGAGCCCGUCUCUGUUCCCACCCCAUCAUCGGCCCUCCACCCUGCCCCCUCCAAUCGACAAGCCCCGCCUCCUUCUGCUGUCUCGGACGACGAUAGCUCCAGUUCCUCUGAAUCGGAGUCCUCUGGAGGAGACUCAGAACAAGAAAGGCAACAGCGAUUGGCUGAGUUACAGGAACAGCUUAAAGCUGUCCAUGAACAGCUAGCAGCACUUUCCCAGCCCCAGGCCAUCAAGCCCAAGAAGAAAGAGAGGGAGAAGAAGGAGAAGAAGAAAGAAAAGCACAAGAAGAAGAUGGGAGCAGAGGAACCUGUGGAGACACCUCCCUCUGUGAUGCUUCAGACUUCUAAGAAAAACAAGAGCAGCAAGGAACCAAUCAUUGCAAAGAAGGAAAGGAAAAAGCCCGGUAAGAAAGAAGGAGUUAAAAAUAGCCGCCCAGCUGUGCCCCCGCAGCCUGGGCCAACCCCUCUGGUCCCCUCUGCCUCUCUUGAAGCAGAGGAUGACAUAGAUGAAUUUGGGGGGGUUUCCACCGACAAGUGCAAGCCAAUGUCAUACGAGGAGAAGCGCCAGCUGAGCCUGGACAUCAACAAGUUGCCCGGUGACAAACUGGGCCGUGUCGUGCACAUAAUCCAAACACGUGAACCUUCGCUGAAAAACUCCAACCCGGAUGAGAUCGAGAUUGACUUUGAGACACUGAAACCCUCCACGCUGAGAGAGCUGGAGAAGUACGUCUCCAGCUGCCUCAAGAAGAAGAAAAAGCUGUCAGUAGAGAAGCCUCUGGAAACCACAAAUGUGACAAAGAUGAAGACAGGAUCCUCAUCUUCAGACAGCAGCGACUCCUCUGAUAGUGAAGACUCUGAGAAUGGGCUGGUUCCCAAGCAGCAGAAGAAGACCUCGACCAACAAAGACACCAAGAGGCUGCACCACCAGUCCAUCAAUAGCGGACUGGGUCCAGUCGCUUCCCAGCCUCAGAUUCAGCCUCAGAUUCAGCCUCAAGUGGUCCAGUCCAAACCAUCAUUUGUCUCCCCUCCACCUAUAACCGUGUCUGUUCCGUCUCUGGACUCCUCCCAGCUGUUGGCCUCUGGAUUUGAUCCUCUGGCUCACUUUAUGAACCCUCACCUGACUCAGUCGAAUACAGAGCCCAAUCCAACCAUUACUACUGCCGGUGUCUCUGUUGUGUCUGGCCUCCUCAAUGCAAACACGCCGACUGUCCAGGCGCACACUGAGACGCACCCUUUCUUAAACCAACAUCCCAUCAUACCUUCACCAGCGAUCCACAAUGCUCUUCCCCAGCAACCAUCAAGACCUAGCAACAGAGCAGCGCCACUUCCUCCAAAAAUCCCACAGCCUCCCCCCGUCCUCACUCCCCUCCCACCUCCAUCCCCCUCACCCCAGCUUCAGCCCUCACUUCCACUCCCUGUACCCGAGCCCGUCGCCCGCCCCCGCGUCCCUUCACCCCCAUCGCAUGGCAUCUUGGGUACCCUCUCGGCACAACCUCCCCAAGCCCUCCUAGAGGACGACGAAGAGAUGACGCCCAACAGCUCUGACAUCAUUCCCCUCAGUCAAGUUCACACCUUGUUGCAGUCGCUCCAGGCUCGACCCACCCCGCAGCCGCUACAUGCGCACACACAUUCACCAACGCAGGGCGCCUCUCAGAUGGUUCCAUCGAUGCACACGCAGGCUGUGGCAACGUCCAUCCCUGCCCUGACACAGAGGCACAGCUCAGGCCAUGCGCAUAUGCGGCAGCCGUUCCCACACCCACACAUGUCAACAUCGCAGCAGCAGAAGGGGGUGGCCCUGCAGCAGAAGGUACAACAGAUGCAGCAACAUCAACAGCAGCCAUCACCACGCAGCAAAGCAGAGCCUUUCUCAACAGGUUGUCUGCAUGAGAGCCCUUCUCCCCUGAUGAUGCAUUCUCCACAGAUGCCUCCGUUCCAUACAAUGGGACAGCAGUCACCCCCACAGACCAAGAAACAUGAGCAGAGAUCCAACAUGGUGGCGGUCAAAAAAGAGAAGCCUUCACUGUCGCCAGUUCUGCCCCCCUCGCCCUUCAGCCCGGCCAUGCGUCAAGACACACACAAAUCUGACACCAAACACAGAUCAGAUCUGAAGUCAUUGGAUGGUUCUCGCCCUGGUUCCCGCCUCCCAGACUCCCCAGCACCACCCUGCUCCCAGCAAGACAACAAAAUUAAGCAAGAGCCCAAGACUCCUAUCGCUGCCAAGAAGACUCAGGAUGUGAAGUUAAAGAACAUGGGUUCUUGGGCUAGCCUGGCUCAGAGGUCCCAGUCCACGCCGGCCUCCUCUGUGCGCUCCUCCAGCGACAGCUUCGAGCAGUUCAGAAGGGCCGCCAGGGAGAAGGAGGAGCGAGAGAGACAGCUGAAAGCACAGGCUGAACAGGCCAGGAGAGAGCAGGAAAAGCUACGCCGUGAUGACGACGACACCAUGGAACACACUCGUCGAGCGCAAGAAGAUGCCCGCCGUCGCCAGGAGCAACAGUCACCGCUUGCUCCCACACCCCCAGCUUCCACCCCGCCCACUCACUCCCCACAGGCCCCACCCACACAGCCACAAGCCCCACCCCCAUCCUCCACACCUGCACAGAAUGCUCUCGACCAGAGGGAGAUGGCACGCCGCCGCGAGCAGGAGAGGCGCAGGAGAGAGGCGAUGGCUGACACCAUUGACAUCAACUUCCAGAGCGACCUGAUGGCCAUUUUCGAAGAGAAUCUGUUCUGAGAGGGAAAAAGCAGAUGAUGGGAGUGAGAGAAGGACCUGUAGACACACACAAGCAAAUUCACAAACAUGCAUAUAAACCACGAUGCUCUGAUACACAUGGUCGCUGCUCACAAAGAUGCGCACACACACACACUCACACACACACAGACUUGAUAGUAACUGUCCCUUUCUCUCAGUAGUUGAAACAGCUGGCUUGUGUCAUGUGAAUGAGAGGGGGGGAAGUGAAAUUGAAAUAAGCAACCCUCUUUUCCUCCAACCUCAGAUACGUUUUGGUGUCUGGCUUGGUGUUUAUGGUUGUUGGGUCUGGGUCUCCAUGGACGACCGGUCGAAGACACAGUGAAAUAGUCAGAUAGUCGGCUCCCUCAAGAAAAACUAGAAAGGCAGAAUGAAAAGGAGGGAACGGAACUUUUACAUUUAAAAAAUAAAUAAAAUAAUGGCUGUGAAGAGGAGGAGUUUAAUUUAAAAAAUAAAUUGAAAAAACAUUUUCUGUAAUGUCUGAGAGGAGAGAAGGGGAGGGGUUAAAAGGAACGGGCAAACAAAUUACAAAUGGACAGAUCAUUUUGUUUGUGUUUUUUCCUUUCUCCUAAUAUUGUCUUUUUAAUUUUUAUUAUAUGUUGGAUUUUAACUGGGAGGGGUGGUGUGGUCUAGUUUGUCAGGUUCAGCUGCAAUCUGAGACACUGUUGUUUUCUCAGGACACAGUGCGAACGCAACAUCCCGGCCACAUUCACACACUUUUCUAAGACAUCCUUCCUCCCUUCCCUUCCUUCUAAUUUUCUCUCUUCAGUCACUAAUUGGAGAGGUGGGGGGUUCAGUGAUGGCGAGGGCGAUGAGGAAGGAACGAUGGCAUUUUAAAAGUUUCAGAGUGUGUCCUUUGCCUUAGCGCUCUGGCCUGUAAACUAACAAUCAUACCCUUCAAAUUAUACAUAUUAUAUAUAAAUAGAUACGUGAAUAUAUAUUAUAUACGACGAAAAGUCAACAAAAAAGAACAUGAGAGGAAUUUGGAUUUCGUGGAGCAAAGCUUGUCUCUGUGUUCAUCUCUGAGCUCUGGUUUUGAUUUUGUAGAAUUUACUGUAAAGAAGAAAAAAACUUUUUUAUUCUAUCGAGAGGAUUGUUUCGUCUGUUUUAUUCUCUCUCUCAUACAUUUUCAGUUUUUUUUUGGGGGGGCGGGGGGUUCUCGACUCUAUGCCAAAACCAAUCUAUUGAGUGCUGAAAGUUCAUUCACAUUUUUUACAUGUAAAAUGCAUUUUCUUUUCACUUUAUAUUAAAGGCUAUGUUUUUAUUGCUAUUUAAUUUUCCUUUAUCCCCUUUUAAAAAUGUUAUGCAGCAGUGUGCUCUGUAAAUGUGUGAAGAAGCGGUUCCCAAAUCACUGUAUGUCACAACUUUACUAGGCCCCAUCAUUCUGUAGCUGUUCAAUAUCUGCACUUCACCAUUUCAUUACUUACUUCUUUAUUUUAUUUGAAUUUUUAUUAUUUCCUUUCAUCAAUGUACAUGUUUUUAGUCUUUCUUAGCCAUCUCAUCCACCACUAUCUUCCUCACAGUUCGACAGUCUGUGUAAUAGAUUCUUGUUUGUCAUCUUGUCUUUUAGUUUUUAGUUUUAAAAUGUUUUCAUCGUUCAUGGUAACUGCUUUGGGAUGUCGUGUGCCAUCGUGUUUUUACUGGAAGCAGGAGGUUUUCCUGGUUCCCUUAGAUUGGCCCAGAGAUCUGUGAGUGUCGAUUCUAUAAUCCCUUUUUUUUAUGUUUUAUUUCUUUUCCCUUUUCAUAUUUGAUUGUUUUGAGUUUAUUUUGUUUUCUUUUCCCUUUGCUAUUUUUCUCUGAUUAUUUUACCCAGAACAACCCGUUGGUAUGUUGGUGAGUGAGGCAUUGAGGUCAAUAGAUUCAUCUUGUUCAGAUUAUGGAGUACAACAUCUUUUUUUUAAGAAAAGUAUUAAAAUAUAUUUUAAAAAAUCAUGAA